AUUAUAUGUGAUCCAUUCUUAGUUGUUUGAAAAUCCCAUACCUAUAAAAUGAUAUAAAAGCCCUUUUAUCUUUUACACUAUUUAAUAAAGUUUCUCAAAGAGAAACAAACAAAUAAUUAGUUUUGAUGAAGUCCACAACUACUUCUUCUCUUUUAUUGGUCACUCUCUUUCUUUCAACCAUCAUCUCUCAAAUUAUCAAUGGAGGAGCUACCAAAACACAAAGUGAUACCCUUGGCCAAUUUUACAAGUUGAAGAAAAAUUCCAACAUUGACAAAAGUCUUUUUGAUGCAUCAAAUUUUGAUGAUCUUCAUAUUGCAUCUAAUAAAAAAAAUGUAAUUUCUAAUCAAGAGGAUUUGAAGAAGGCAAAUGACAGGAUUCAGAAACUUCCUGGCCAGCCUCUAGUAAAAUUUGAGCAAUAUGGUGGAUACAUUACGAUUGAUGAAUCUGCUGGACGAGCUUUUUAUUAUUACUUUGUUGAAGCUCAACUUUCUAACAAGUCAUUGCCUCUUCUUCUAUGGCUUAAUGGAGGUCCAGGUUGUUCUUCUCUGGCAUAUGGAGCCUUUCAAGAACUUGGACCAUUUAGAGUAAAUAGUGAUGGAAAAACACUUCACAUAAAUAAUUUCGCAUGGAACCAUGCUGCCAAUGUGUUGUUCGUGGAGUCUCCAGCUGGAGUAGGAUUUUCAUACUCUAAUACAUCAAGUGAUGUUAAGAUUGGAGGAGAUAGGAAAACAGCUAAUGAUAAUUAUCGAUUUAUAAUAAAUUGGCUUGAAAGGUUUCCUGAAUAUAAAGAUAGAGAUUUUUACAUAGCUGGAGAGAGUUACGCGGGACAUUACGUACCUCAAUUGGCACAUACAAUUUUGUAUCACAACAAGAAGGCUAACAAGAAUAUCAUUAAUCUUAAAGGAAUCUUGAUUGGUAAUGCUGUGAUUAAUGAUGAGACGGAUACAAGAGGAAUGUAUGAAUAUUUUGCAAGUCAUGCUUUAAUUUCUGAUGAAGUUGAAGCUGAAAUUCAAAAGCAAUGUAAGUUUACAAUACCAGAAAGUGAAGAAUCAGAUGAGUGCAAAAUGGCUGGAAGUAUAGCAGAUUAUGAUACUCAUGGCCACAUUGAUAUCUAUGCCAUAUAUGCUCCACUUUGCCACAAUACCAAUCUCACUUCCAAGCCCAAAAGACCUUCCUUAGUGAUCGAUCCAUGUAGUGAUUAUUACACAACUGCCUAUAUGAAUAGGCCUGAUGUUCAAAAGGCUCUCCAUGCUAAUGUUACCAAUAUUAAAUAUUCUACUUGGCAACCUUGCAGUGACGUCCUAACAAAUUGGACAGACAGUGCAUCAACGAUUAUUCCUCUUCUCAAAGAGUUUAUGGCAAAUGAUAUUCGAGUGUGGAUAUUCAGUGGUGAUACUGAUGGAAGGGUCCCUGUUACCUCAACCAAGAAAUCUAUUAAAAUAAUGAAUCUUCCUAUCAAAACUCCAUGGCAUCCUUGGUUCCUAAAUGGAGAGUUGGGUGGAUCCACACAAGUAUAUAAAGGAGAUAUGACAUUUGCUACAGUAAGAGGAGCAGGACAUCAAGUUCCAGGUUAUGAACCAGCUAGAGCCCUUUCACUUAUCAUGCAUUUUCUUGAUGGAACUGAUCUACCUGAGUCUAAAUGACAUACAUAAUUAUUAUAAAUAGGACUAGUAAUUUUCUAGUCAAUUAUUAAUUCCUCUUAAGAUUUUUAUUUAUUUUAUGCAAUUAAUUAUGGAUUAGGUGUAAACCAAACGUGGCAUUCUUUCUUCUUUUUCUAUUUGAGAAGUAUUAC
Solanum tuberosum (potato) is the source of this 1792-nucleotide messenger RNA. RefSeq names its product serine carboxypeptidase-like 40. NCBI's taxonomy places the organism in Eukaryota, Viridiplantae, Streptophyta, Magnoliopsida, Solanales, Solanaceae. The transcript has 8 exons. Gene Ontology annotation, biological process: proteolysis. Gene Ontology annotation, cellular component: vacuole. The coding region runs from base 126 to 1643 and encodes 505 amino acids. The record is from RefSeq and is a predicted model, not a curated record. Gene Ontology annotation, molecular function: serine-type carboxypeptidase activity.